Messenger RNA from Lineus longissimus, 832 nucleotides. RefSeq lists its product as uncharacterized. The coding region runs from base 212 to 832 and encodes 206 amino acids. The record is from RefSeq and is a predicted model, not a curated record. Lineage: Eukaryota; Metazoa; Nemertea; Pilidiophora; Heteronemertea; Lineidae. The transcript is spliced from 5 exons.
UAUAAAUCGUGGAAGGAACGCACCCGAUUUCCCGCGCUAUUUGCACAGUGGAUCCAUGGUUUACAUUGAAUAUUCCAAGGUGUGUGGACUGGUUCUGAAGAUAGAUGACAAACAAACAUUGACCGGCAUUCGGGUUUAGGCUCCAUCACACCCCCACCCCUUUGCUAGACCCCGAUAGUGAUUUGGCGGGAAUUUUGAAUUGUUCACAAGAAUGGAGAACUUAGACAGCCAUAUUAAGGGGGCUCUCUCCAACUUUCGGAGGGGUUUCCGUGCCGAAUUGCUGACAGCCGAGGAAAGGGAGAUUUUCAGAGCAUUCUGCCACGAACUUGAUGGUGUUGCAGGGUGCGUGGCUCAAAAGUACAGCCCAGACGUGUAUGGCCGGGCGGAGGCGAGGAAGCACCAACUGGUGCAGAGUUAUCCUAUGGUCGUGGAUGAGAUCAGGCUCAUUCACAAGCAGAUCCUCCGCAUGAUGAGGUCCAAUGGUCAACGGAAGAGUCUGCGAAUUGCUCGAGAUGUACCAAGUUGCGUCUUCGACCAGAUCCGGGGCCUGAUGACGACAAACUCAUUCCGGACCACAGUUAGAGAGACAAGAACCACCUCGACACUUGCCAUCACCAGCGCAGAGAAGGUGGUGAUCCUUUUUAACUUCUGGGGCAGGGAAGAGGGUUUAGAAAGGAAUAGCCUGCUGAGGAAGACGGACCGACAGGGAAAUAAGAUGAGCAUCCUCGUGAAUGAGAGCUACCCCUUCACCCUGAAGUACCAUAGCAACACCAAGAGACUCUUCCUCACAUCUGGAUAUGAGGUGUUGAAUAAAUAUGGUAUUGCCCAGUAA